Messenger RNA from Orbicella faveolata, 4656 nucleotides. RefSeq lists its product as uncharacterized. The record is from RefSeq and is a predicted model, not a curated record. NCBI's taxonomy places the organism in Eukaryota, Metazoa, Cnidaria, Anthozoa, Scleractinia, Merulinidae.
CAUGCCAGCAUUGUAAGAAGUGCUUUAGCGUGUUAUCAAAUUGCAAGCGAAAUGAACGAAUUCACACUGGAGUGAAGCCGUAUUCAUGCAAGCAUUGUAAAAAGUGCAUUACCUACUCAUCACUUUGCAAGGAACAUGAACGAUCUCACACUGGAGUGAAGCCGUAUACAUGCAAGCAUUGUAAGAAGUGCUUUAGCCAUUUAGGAAAUUGGAAGUAACAUGAACGAACUCACACAGGAGUGAAGCCGUAUUCAUGCAAGCAUUGUAAGAAGGGCUUUAGCCAUUUAGGAAAUUGCAAGCAACAUGAACGAACUCACACAGGAGUGAAGCCGUAUUCAUGCAAACAUUGUAAAAAGUCCUUUACCGUCUCAUCACAUUGCAAGGAACAUGAACGAACUCACACAGGACAGAAACCGUAUACAUGCCAACAUUGUAAAAAGAGCUUUACCCAGACAUCGGCUUGCAAGCAGCAUGAACGAACCCACACAGGAGUUAAGCCGUUUUCAUGCAAGCAUUGUAAAAAGUUCUUUAGCCAGUCAUCAAAUUGCAAGCGACAUGAAGAAAAACACGCAGCAGACAGUUCGUUAAAACACAAGCAGCAAGAUCAGCACCUAAAACUAAGAAAACACCAGGAGCUGUCAACAACUCGAGGUAGCAAAGAGUCUAGUUUGUUGGCUUCUUUGACUGAAAAUAAUUUAAGCCAAGUUGAAAGCCUCACCUGUUGGAUUUGUCAGGAGGAAUUUAGCAGUGAGACAUGUCUCAUCAAGCAUUACGAUGAUUAUAUGCGAUUAAAAUGACGUGUAUGUAAACCUUGUCAUUCUAUAACCUAUUGUAUAUUUUGGCUUUUUUUCCUCCUGGUUGUAGAUUCACUUGGACGCAAUUUGUUUUGUUGAAGUUAGUUAAAGUUAGUUUAAGUUAGUUAAAAUUUCGGCGAUAGAAACUUAGAACUUCUCUUUACCUGUAGCAAACCUGUAUCAUAACAAUAACAAUAACAAUAACAAUAACAAUAACAAUAACAACAAUAACAACAAAACAACAACAACAAUAAUAAUAAUAAUAAAGUGUUUGGGGCACAGUUAGGUGUUUUGGGCCUCUUGUAUUAUACCUGUAUGUAAUGCUUUCAGUUAAAAGAAGCUUAAUGUACAAAGCUAGAUCCAAUGUAGUAAUUACUAUGCCACUGAAUAGCUCAUUUCUCACUUGUAUUUUCUUGGUAUACACAUGGCAGGAGCCUUUAAUUUUCAGUGCUUUUAUUGUUAGCACCACAGGUGCAAAACAGGUAAGAACGUGACUAUUUGAAAUUUGCGUUUCCAUUUCUUCAUCAGUUACUUAACUUUCUUCCAGUUAUCUCAAGCGGAAAAAUACCAAGGAGAUCGUCCGUGUUUUUUCGAGAAAAGAAGACGUGAAAAGUAAAAUUUUCCGGUUUGUUACUUAAACCUGUUUUAUAUUUAAAAUGAACGAAAACCAACGUAAAACACCACAGUAACAUUCAAAACUGUCUUUUAAAUAGGCCAAUUACGAUAUAUAAGGUAAGCUAAGGUAAGGUAAGGUAAGGUAACUCUAUUUUAAGUCGUAAACAUGGGAAGUGGUUGCCCAAUCUCCUGAGCCAUGGCUCAUGACAACAACGCACGACUAUUUACAAUAACAUUACCACUUACAAUUACUAUAUUCUCUAAGAUAAAUUCAGAAUUAAAAUAUAGAAUAUUCCUAAGAGCACGGCUAUUUAAACUAUUUAAUAUAUGAAAAUCCUAACCAGGCUUCGAAGCUUUGGAAAACAAAAACAAAGGAAAUUAAUUGAGCCCAUCUGUCAUCUUCGAUGCGAGUUUUUUUGUUUUAUUCCCCUAAGCCUCGGGACCAAGUUAGAAUUUUAAUAUAGCGAAAUUGGCCUAUAGGUAAUUGUAACUUAUUUUUGGACCUUGAGUGAAAAUAUACACAUAAAACAUUCGCACUGCUUAGUUUAAGGCCCGUCCACACUACUCCAAGGAAAUUUGCAGACGGCGUUUUCACUCCGAAAACCACUUCAAAUGUUUUUUGUCAACGCUACACCGAAAAAAAAAUUGAAAACGCAACAAUCACUGGCGACAGAAGCGCUUGAGUGUACCCCUGAGGGUUCGCGUUGAAUAUAAACCCGGGAUGAGCGGCAGGGGUGACGAUUCGCACUAUCCGAGAUUGCCUCACCAGCUUUUUUAGCUACUAUUUUAGGGGAAUUUUUUGGGGGACUUUUUGGCAGGCACAGGCACUUUCCCACUUAUCCCUCAACGCUCAAUCCACCACUCGUCUAUCACUUCAUACCCUUACUACUCCUAAUCUAAUCAGAUGUAAAAAAAUAUGAUAGAGUCAUGGACAUGAAUCGAAAUUGCGUCGAUCAGUAUGUCAGAUCAGAGCAGCAGGUCUAUUCUUGAGAUGAGGGGCAGGUGGUGGAGGAGAGAGGUCAGGGGUGAGGGGUAGUUGGUGAGUUGUAGGGGUUGAUCGAUGUAAAGUCAGGGUUUGGAGGUUAGGAUUGGGUGCGAGGCGUUGGGAUUGAGGUGUGUAUGAAUCAUAGGGGAUAAAGGUUUAGAAACGAAGUGGCUGGUGAGUUAAGGAUUGCGGCAGGGUUGUGGAACAGUGGGGAAAUGAGAUGGGAGACGGGUGGUGAAUGGAGAGAGGGGGAUAGAAGAUGACAAGUGGAGGGAAUAUAGGAACGGACUUCAUCUAAACUUACCGUCAUCUCCCAAGUGCCUCUGAAACAAAUGUUUCCAGUUUCCCCAGGCUCGAAACAUGUUUCCCAAGCAAAACAGUCGAUUGUGUUUCUUCGACAAAAACUUUGCUUAUUUUUUGGCCACACGAUUACUUCUGGCUGACAUCUGGUCGGCAAUGCAACUCUCCUCCCUCCCCCACCCAUCCCCGCCACGCAACCUAACCUCCUAGGUGGGUAGUAUGAAAACUUUUCUGGGUCGUGAAGAGUCUGGGCCCGAGUGCAAGCUGGUGUAAUGACUGUAAAUAUGGCGACGCCUGUGUGAUUUGCGGAAGUCGUUGUCGCUGGUUUUCAAGGAGUAUACGGUAGAAACAUCUAUCUUGACAGCACAGUUGACAAGAUACCUUAAAAGGAAAUCAAGUCCACUGUCCAGGUUAGUGAAAGAAGAAGUUGGACGUAAAUCGGCAUAAAAUUGAAGCCAAUCAACUUUGAUGAAUAUGGCAAAGAACACACGAGGGAAGGCACACGAAUGCAAGCAUUGUGGCCAGUUGAUUGACCAGUUAUCAGCUUACAAGGAGCAUGAAGGAACUCAAACAGGAGAGAAGCCGUAUACAUGCAUACAUUGUGAUAAGCGCUUUAGCUACUCAUCAACUUGCGAGCGAGAUGAACGACCUUCUACAGGAGUGAAGCCAUAUAAAUGCAAGUAUUGUAAAAAGUGCUUUAGCCAAUCAUCAGAUUGCAAAAAACAUGAACGAACUCACACAGGAGUGAAGCCGUAUUCAUGCAAGCAUUGUGACAUGUGCUUUAAGCAAUCAUCAAAUUGCAGGCUACACGAACGAACUCACACAGGAGUGAAACCAUAUAAAUGCAAGCAUUGUAACAAGGGCUUUAGCCAAUCAUCACAUUGCACGAAGCAUGAACUAACUCAUACAGGAGCGAAGCCAUAUACAUGCAAGCAUUGUAGCAAGAGCUUUAACCAAUCAUCAAAUUGCAGGCAACAUGAACGAACUCACACAGGAGAGAAGCUGUAUACAUGCAAGUAUUGUAACAAGAGCUUUAACCAAUCAUCAAAUUGCAAGCAACAUGAACGAACUCACACAGGAGAGAAGCUGUAUACAUGCAAGCAUUGUAACAAGAGCUUUAACCAAUCACCACAUUGCAAGCAACAUGAACGAACUCACACAGGAGAGAAGCCGUAUACAUGCAAGCAUUGUAAAAAGUGUUUUAGCUCCCUUUCAAAUUGUAAGGAACACGAACGAAUUCAUACAGGAGAGAAGCCGUAUAGAUGCAAGCACUGUAAUAAGUGCUUUACAAAGUCAUCUACUUGCAAGCGACAUGAAGAAAUACAUGCAAUACACAAUUCUUCAGUGAAAACGAAAACAGUAGGAUCAGUAUCUAAAUCUAAGAAUUAAUCUUCAGGGGCUAUCAACAAAUCACGGUGUCAAAAAUCCCGGUAUGCCAAGUUGAAAGCCUCACCUGUUGGAUUUGUCAGGAGGAACUUAGUAGCGAGACAUGGCUCAUCAACAUUACGAUGAUCAUAUGAGAUAAAAACGACGCGUGUGUAAACCGUAUCAUUCUUUAGCCAAUUUUUUAUUUUGGCUUGAUUUAUUCUCCUCGUUGUAGAUUCAUUAGGACACAAUUUGUGUUGUUAACGUUAGCGUUCGAGGAAAGUCAAUUACAGUCAAUCCUCCCGUAAGCGACCACCCAAAAUGUCAAGCCAGGGUGGUCGCCUACGGGAGGUGGUCGUUUACAAGAGCUUAAACCAAAUUUGGUCAAAAUUUUGCUUCAUUAGCAUAUGGUAACUGCAGAGAUUUACCCCAUCUUUUAAAUGUUUGUUCAUGUGAAAAGUCAAUUUCGAGAAAACAUCUGCUACUUCCCGUUGAGGAAUUUCCGUCUCUUGUACUACCAGAAAUGGAAUAAUAUUACAACACCAUUUAAUCCAAUUUCCGCUCUAUUAUCUGUCAAGUGGUCUCUCACGGGAGAUU